Glarea lozoyensis ATCC 20868 is the source of this 222-nucleotide messenger RNA. RefSeq lists its product as uncharacterized. The record is from RefSeq and is a predicted model, not a curated record. NCBI's taxonomy places the organism in Eukaryota, Fungi, Ascomycota, Leotiomycetes, Helotiales, Helotiaceae. The transcript has a single exon. The coding region runs from base 1 to 222 and encodes 73 amino acids.
AUGCCACCUACUGUAACAACAAAAGAAGAGAUCGCAAAACUCAAAAGCGAUUUAAAGACUUUUACAGAGCUAUUUGACGUAUUGUCUAAGACGUGUUUGGCUAAUGAGGAGGAUGCCGUGGAUAUUUGUGAGGCGUUUAAUGGAGUGAGGGAGCGGCUGGGGGAGAAGAUUAGGAAGUUGGAGGAGGAGAUAGCGGAGGGGAAGGGGAAGGGAAAGAGAUAG